GAGCGGCGGCCGAGGUUCGGCAGCCCCGGAGCCCGAGCGUGGCGGACUAUGACAGUGUUUUCUGCAGCGUUCUCCUCCGGUCCACUGUCCUAGAGGCUUCCCUGAACCAUCCCCUAGAGGACCCGCCCUCAGCUUGGCUUAUCAAUGCUCGAAGGAGAGAUGGCUGAUAUUAACUUCAAAGAAGUGACUUUAAUAGUCAGUGUGGUUGCUGCUUGCUACUGGAACAGUCUGUUCUGUGGGUUUGUAUUUGAUGAUGUUUCAGCAAUAUUGGAUAAUAAAGACCUGCAUCCAUCUACGCCUCUAAAAACUUUAUUUCAGAAUGACUUCUGGGGAACUCCUAUGUCUGAGGAGAGAAGCCACAAGUCAUACAGGCCCUUAACAGUAUUGACAUUUCGUUUAAACUAUCUACUUAGUGAACUCAAACCGAUGUCCUAUCAUCUCCUGAAUACAGUUUUCCAUGCCAUUGUUAGUGUGAUAUUUCUUAAAGUCUGCACACUUUUUCUGGACAAGAGGAGCAGUGUGAUUGCUGCUCUGCUUUUUGCAGUGCACCCAAUCCAUACAGAAGCAGUAACAGGUGUUGUAGGAAGAGCUGAACUCUUGUCAUCUGUCUUUUUUCUAGCUGCAUUUUUGUCAUAUACUAAAUCAAAAGGACCAGAUAAUUCCAUAGUGUGGACCCCGAUUGCAUUGACAGUGCUUUUAGUGGCUGUAGCAACAUUGUGUAAAGAACAAGGAAUAACAGUUGUCGGGAUUUGUUGUAUAUAUGAAGUAUUUGUGGCCCAGGGGUAUACUUUGCCAUUAUUAUGUACAAUUGCUGGACAGUUUCUCCGUGGAAAGGGUAGUAUUCCCUUUCCAAUGCUGCAGACGUUAAUAAAACUCAUUGUCUUGAUGUUCAGUACAUUAUUACUUGUCGUGAUUAGAGUACAAGUUAUCCAGUCCCAACUUCCAGUGUUUACAAGGUUUGAUAAUCCAGCUGCUGUAAGCCCAACUCCUACACGACAGCUAACUUUUAACUACCUUCUUCCUGUGAAUGCUUGGCUCCUGUUGAAUCCUUCAGAGCUUUGCUGUGAUUGGACCAUGGGAACAAUACCACUGAUAGAGUCAUUUCUAGAUAUUCGAAAUCUUGCCACAUUUGCUUUCUUUUGCUUUCUGGGGGCUUUGGGAAUAUUCAGUCUCCGAUACCCUGGUGAUUCCUCAAAGACUGUUCUAAUGGCACUCUGUUUAAUGGCAUUGCCAUUUAUUCCUGCAUCAAACCUUUUCUUUCCUGUUGGAUUUGUUGUUGCCGAGAGAGUGCUGUAUGUUCCUAGCAUGGGGUUCUGCAUUUUAGUAGCCCAUGGAUGGCAAAAAAUUUCAAACAAAAGUGUACUGAAAAAGCUCUCUUGGGUUUGUCUCUCCAUGGUGAUACUGACCCAUGCCUUGAAAACACUCCAUAGAAAUUGGGACUGGGAGUCUGAAUAUACAUUGUUUAUGUCGGCCUUAAAGGUGAAUAAGAACAAUGCGAAAUUGUGGAACAAUGUGGGUCAUGCUCUGGAGAAUGAGAAGAACUUUGAGAGAGCUUUGAAAUACUUCUUACAGGCUACCCAUGUUCAGCCAGAUGACAUCGGUGCCCACAUGAAUGUAGGAAGAACUUACAAAAAUUUAAACAGAACUAAAGAAGCUGAAGAAUCCUACAUGUUGGCCAAGUCACUAAUGCCUCAGAUUAUUCCUGGUAAGAAAUAUGCAGCCAGAAUUGCCCCUAAUCACCUGAAUGUUUAUAUCAAUCUGGCCAACCUCAUCCGAGCAAAUGAGUCCCGCCUGGAGGAAGCAGAUCAGCUAUACCGACAGGCAAUAAGCAUGAGGCCAGACUUCAAGCAGGCGUACAUUAGCAGGGGAGAGUUGCUUUUAAAAAUGAAUAAACCUCUGAAAGCAAAGGAAGCAUAUCUUAAAGCACUAGAGCUGGACAGAAAUAAUGCAGAUCUGUGGUAUAACUUGGCAAUUGUCUAUAUUGAACUUAAAGAACCAAAUGAAGCCCUGAAGAACUUUAAUCGGGCUUUGGAACUAAACCCCAAACAUAAGCUAGCACUGUUCAAUUCUGCUAUUUUAAUGCAAGAAUCAGGUGAAGUUAAACUCAGACCUGAAGCUAGAAAACGGCUUCUAAACUACAUUAAUGAAGAGCCACAAGAUGCUAAUGGCUAUUUCAAUUUGGGCAUGCUAGCCAUGGAUGACAAAAAGGAUUCUGAAGCUGAGAUUUGGAUGAAGAAAGCCAUCAAAUUACAACCUGACUUCAGAAGUGCUUUGUUUAACCUGGCGCUCCUGUAUUCACAAACUGCUAAGGAGUUAAAGGCAUUACCAAUUUUAGAAGAGCUGCUCAGAUUCUAUCCUGACCAUACCAAGGGUCUCAUUUUAAAAGGAGAUAUUCUGAUGAACCAAAAGAAGGAUAUACCUGGAGCCAAAAAGUGUUUUGAAAAGAUACUAGAAAUGGAUCCAAGCAAUGUGCAAGGAAAGCACAAUCUUUGUGUUGUAUACUUUGAAGAGAAGGAUUUACUAAAAGCUGAAAGAUGCCUGGUUGAAACAUUGGCAUUAGCACCUCAUGAAGAAUAUAUUCAACGCCAUUUGAGUAUAGUCAGGGAUAAAAUUUCCUCUUCUGGUAUUGUGGAACAGCCACUGUCCCCAGUUGAUAAGACUUCAGGUAUAGAAAAAAGAGAUGAAAUCCCUUCUGAGGAUGUAAAAGAAACCAGAAGUACAUCCAGACCGACACAAACCAUAAAAACAAAUGAUCAUGAAAACUUGAAAUCCAACAAGCAAUCAAUAAAAAAUGCAGACAAAGAGGCCCCCCAUAAAACAACAAAAGACAUCAAAGAAAUUGAGAAGAAAAGAGUUGCUGCUUUGAAAAGGCUGGAAGAGAUUGAACGUAUUUUAAAUGGAGAAUAAUACUAUUCUGUAAUAUGUAACAGUAUCAAAGACCUUCAGUCUAUAUCAUGUGUUUGCAUGUACUAGAAACUGAAAAAUGUUAAGAAUAUGUAUUGGUUUUUAGAAACUGCAUAAGAUGAUAUAGGAUCAAACAAGAUUUUUGUUGAAGACUUAUCUGCUCCAAAAUAUAUGUUUUAUAAGAUAGGACACACAUUUAAAUUUGGUUGACUAUAGGAGAAAUCUCAAAUUCCAGGUGACAAACUUGAAACUUUUAUUAUAAAAGGAAAAAGUUGGAGUUCUUUGAAGGGAGUGCGGGAGUUGGCAGAUCUGUCUACUAAUCAGAAUUGAAAUAUUAUGUGGUGUCAAGGAUGAACCAUUGAAGAUAAAUCCAGUAUGUGCUGGGUUUGUGAAUUCAUUUAUUAGCUCUUUUCUCAUGUUCUUUACCACUUCAGAUCCUGCAAUGGAUUGCUAUUCAUUGAAGACAUUCUUUUUCCUUCAGUAGUUCUUCUUGUAGAUCAUGGGACAUUGUACUACAAAUGCAUACUGUUAUAUUAUGUGUUUUUUGAUUGACGUUUAGAAUGAAUGGUGGAAGAAACAUUUUAAAGUAAAUCAUGAGAUAUUACCUUAGGAGUUCAUUCACAUAACUGUGUACUUAUACUUCACUCUAAACUGUAAUUAAGCAGGUAAAAUUUUCUCCAUAUAGACGCCUUGUGGUGCUCACUAAUACUGUAUUUUCUCUUUUACACUGAGUAUUCUGACAUGAACUAUAUGAUCAUGACUACUCAUUGACUUUUGCUCCCCAGAGUGUUCUCUUUCUUGACAUAUCGUCAUACUGAAACGUCCUAGUCAUUCUUACCUUACACUUUAAUUAAAGUAUAGUCAUCUCUUUCAUCGUAGUCUCUCUGGUCUUAACUUAAAAUCCGUUUUCUGUUUCCAAAAGCAUGCAUUAAUUAUUCUUAAAUGUCUAAACCACUACAGUCAGUUUUGUUUAACUGAAAGCAAAACAAUGUGACGUUUAUUUUUAAACACUAAAUUCUUGAUGUGUUAUGGUCUAUAGUUUAUUAAGUAUUUAUUUUAACUACUGAUCUUUCAUCAGAAUUUUAAACUUUUAGUUUAAAUUGUUAGUUCCCUUGAGUUAAAUAAUCUCUAAUUAUAUAUGUCUUAGAAACCAUGCUUCUGUAAUGUUUUCUAAGAAAUCUUAUAUAAAUAGGUCACAAGAAACAUGUUCUGCCUUAAAGACCCAUUCCUUCUAGUUUCCCAGAAGAUCUGACAUAGAUUUUUUUUUUUUUUAAGAUAAUUUAACUCCAGCACUGAUUCCAGUGGGUUUUAGUUCUUGACCCAGGAGAUUUUGUUAAACAUCAAAGCAAUAUUUUCGUUUCAGUUCUUAGAGUGUAGCUUUGUGACUUCAGAUAUGAAGUGAAGAAUACCUCAUAUAUUAUGACUUGAAAAUGAAGUUGUUGUUCUCUCUAUGUAGGUUUUGUUUGUAAUCACUACAGUUAAAAUUCCAAAUGGAGGACAGUUCAGUAAGCAAAGUCAAAGGAAACCUUUUACAACAGCAAACAUAAUAAAAGUUUGAGAACUAUUUUAUUAAAUUUAUAUAGCUAGUGAAGUGAUAAGGAUAAAUAUUAAUAUUAUCCAAUAAUUUUUAUAUAAAAUUCUUUUAUUAGCACUCAUAAGAAUGUCUGUCACAAAGAAAGUAUUCAUACUUGAAUUUUAAUUUAUUUAGAUCAAAUCCAUCUUGAGUAGCAAUUAUUAAUUAUUGCCAAUCAGUGAAGCCCAAUCUAAUUUUAUAGGAAAAUUUGGAAGCAUUCUCACCCAUCCCUAAACAAUAAAAUAUAAUUUCUAGGAAAUUGACCAUGCUUCAGUUUUUCCAAAACUUGUUUGAGUGAUUCUGUUUUGUAGUUAAGAGUUAAGGCUACUUGCUCUAAAUUCAUUCAGGAAAGUUUCUUGAUUUCUCUUGUGUUAACUUUGUAAAUUAGUGAUAUAACCCAAUUAAGUUUUGAUGGCUUAAAUCUCACUAAAGAAUAUGUUCUAAGUAGUAUUUAUUCCAUUAAAAUAGAAAUAGUAAGUUUUAUCAAGCUUUCUUAUGCUCAAAUUAAUGUUUCUUACAUGCAUGAAGUUUUAUUGAAGCUAUUCAAAUGAGAAUGAUAUCCUCCCCAGCUGCCUCAGAGUUGUCUUUUUGAAGAAGUGGGAAUAUUAGCAUUUUUAAGCCCAAUUACCUAUCCUGUGGUUUAGUGCUUUGGAUAUCUGAAUUAAAAAACAAACAAAAACAAAAGAAACAAGACAGAGCUUUGACAAUCUUCAAGGAGCUGUGUUAUGUUUUCCUUCACAGAAAGUGGAGUUAAAUUCUGAAUGCUCCUAUUGUUGUUUUUGUUUCUGUUUAACAUUUGAAAUUAGGAAUUUUCUCAUUUUUCUAGUGAGUAGCCCCACCCACCAACCCCCUCUUUGAGGCUAGGCCUUACAGUGCUGCCCAAACAGGUCCUGAACUCAAAAUAUCAAGUGAUCCUACUCCAGCACCCUGUGUGACUGGAAUACUGGCGUCCACAGCCUUGUCCAGCCCCAGUGUGUGGUUUUCUGAAGUCAGUGACUUAGAGAAUAAAAUAACUAAGUAUAUUCCUUUUUAACCAUUUUGUGUUUACUCUUCCUUAUUUAGUAUGUGAAGUACACAAUUCUAAUAAAACCUCAUUGUCUUUUCUUUACAUCUGAGUUUUCAAUUUCAUGUUAUAGAAUGCUUCUUCAAAGAUGCUUUAAUGAACCUAUUAAGAGUAUAUAGAUUUGUAUGUCAGUUUAUACUUCAAAAAUCCAUAUAUUUGUCAUAUUUAUUUUUUUAUUUGCAUGUCCAAAUGAUAUUUAAAAUGAGCCCCUUCCCCCAAAUGUCUGAUAAUUGAUAAAACUUUUCUCUCCAAUCCACAUUAAAGAUUCAUUAAAAAGUAGUUUUCAAAUGUAUGCAUUUUAUAUUACUAUGCUGUUUGUGUAUCACAUUUCUAAAUAUUCAUUAUUAAAUUGUUACUUUUUAAAACUUUAAACCUGAUUGCCUUUUAAUGUUAAAUGAAAUGCAAAACUUUGUAUAUAAUAGGUCUGCCUACAGAAAGAAAGGAAUGAGCUGGCAUGUAAUUUUGUCAGAAGUGAACUGUGAAAAGCAUACAUUAUAGUUCCUAAUAACGACAUACUUUUAACUAUUGGUGAAAGAACCCAAAAUAAGAAAAUAAAAAGGCUAAACUCAA
Molecule: messenger RNA, 6110 nt
Organism: Psammomys obesus (fat sand rat)
Lineage: Eukaryota; Metazoa; Chordata; Mammalia; Rodentia; Muridae
Gene: Tmtc3
Product: transmembrane O-mannosyltransferase targeting cadherins 3
Exons: 14
Coding region: 145-2907 (920 amino acids)
Biological process (GO): protein O-linked glycosylation via mannose
Cellular component (GO): endoplasmic reticulum
Molecular function (GO): mannosyltransferase activity; protein binding
Source: RefSeq, a predicted model, not a curated record